AAGUUGUUGCAAGAAAUCGAGCAAAAGGCCGCUUUUGCACAGCAGCAGCUGGCUAUUGUUCGCUCGCAGAUCGCCUCGAAAAACCGCGAGAAGCGUUUGUUGCAGUUGUCGGACACAGAACUGGAUGUGUUGCCAAAGGAGACGCCGGUAUAUGAUGGGGUUGGAAAGAUGUUCGUCUUAACCUCCAUUGAAGACGUCAAGAAGCGACAGUCGAAGGAGGCCACAAAUGUAAAAGCCGAGCUCGAGAACCUGGAGAAAAAGCUUCAUUACCUGGAGACCACCCUCUCCAACUCACAGCAGCACAUGGAGGCCAUAUUCAAGCGAGGAGGCUGA
Messenger RNA from Pseudocercospora fijiensis CIRAD86, 333 nucleotides. RefSeq lists its product as uncharacterized. Lineage: Eukaryota; Fungi; Ascomycota; Dothideomycetes; Mycosphaerellales; Mycosphaerellaceae. Gene Ontology annotation, biological process: protein folding. The annotation marks the transcript as partial. Gene Ontology annotation, cellular component: cytoplasm; prefoldin complex. The transcript has 2 exons. Gene Ontology annotation, molecular function: protein folding chaperone. The record is from RefSeq and is a predicted model, not a curated record.